Messenger RNA from Ylistrum balloti, 573 nucleotides. RefSeq lists its product as uncharacterized. The record is from RefSeq and is a predicted model, not a curated record. Gene Ontology annotation, cellular component: endoplasmic reticulum membrane. Lineage: Eukaryota; Metazoa; Mollusca; Bivalvia; Pectinida; Pectinidae. Gene Ontology annotation, molecular function: protein binding. The transcript has 5 exons. Gene Ontology annotation, biological process: ERAD pathway. The coding region runs from base 1 to 528 and encodes 175 amino acids.
AUGGCGACGUUUUCAACCACAGGAGCCGAGCAAGAGCUAAGACAACGCCUGAUUCCAGAAAAUGAACCUGAAUAUGACCCAAGUUUACCGUACGGUGGGAAAGUGUACCUUGCUCGUAAAAAGAAGGCCGAUCCAUGGCACGUUCGUGUUGCAGAGGCUUUGAUUAUCAUAUCAACAUUGUCUUUUGCCAUUUAUGCAUAUUACUACUUUGACCACCUCCAUUUCCAUGUGACAUAUGCAUAUGGUUACCUUGGUUACCCCCAGGCCCAGCAUCAGGUUGGGCAGCGGUAUCUGCAUGGGAAAGGAGUGGAGAAACACCAACAGAAAGCUAUGGAAUGGUUCAAAAAAGCAGCAGAACAGGGGCAUCCUCAUGCAUCUUACAAUCUUGCCGUUGGACAUUUAAAGGGGUACAAAACUGAUCUGAAACCAGGUGAGGCCCAUCAGCUGAUAUCCCAUGCUGCAUCAAAAGGUGUGAAGGAGGCCCAUCAAGUGCUGCAUGAAGUCUGCAGUCGAGGAGGAUGCCAAUAGGCCAACAAAUGGGUUGUCACAAUAGAAUCGGACAAACUUCAACAG